Molecule: messenger RNA, 3761 nt
Organism: Lytechinus pictus (painted urchin)
Lineage: Eukaryota; Metazoa; Echinodermata; Echinoidea; Temnopleuroida; Toxopneustidae
Product: protein SCO1 homolog, mitochondrial-like
Exons: 9
Coding region: 198-1139 (313 amino acids)
Biological process (GO): mitochondrial respiratory chain complex IV assembly; intracellular copper ion homeostasis
Cellular component (GO): mitochondrial inner membrane
Molecular function (GO): copper chaperone activity; copper ion binding
Source: RefSeq, a predicted model, not a curated record
AAGUAUUACCGUAUUUCAUAAGCUGAGUUAGCUGAACGGACAAAUUCUCUUUUUUCUCAACGGAUAACCAACCGAUCACCUGACCGAUCAGCUGACCAGUACGUGAAUCACAUCGUAGUUGAUCAGUCCCCACAGCGUUUGGAACGCUCACCAAGAAUUCAAGAAAAAAGACUGAAAAUAUUGUUUAUUCCAUCAACAUGCAAGGUGUAACAUCUACCAGUCUUAGACUGUUUGGUCGCAGCUGUCUGUUUCAGGCCUCAUGUAAACCAAGGAAUGACCUGUGGAGGAUGCUUCCCCAAAGCACUGCUUCUACUAGCUGCACUGAGUGUGUAACGUGCAGGCAUUUGCUUCACACAUGUACCAGAGGGACGGCCAGCAAGCAGACCACUACAUUCCCACGGCCGACUUCUUUCUCCCAGACCCAUUUCCCUCAACACAUUCAUAGGAGAGAAGCAAGUGGUAAGGGGAACAAGGCCCCUGGACGUGGGAGGAAGGGGCCCAUAACUUGGAAAUCCUUGGCAGUGGUGUUAGGUCUUGGUGGCGCAGCUUUAUAUGCUUUCAAAUCUGCGAAGGAGAAAAAAGAAUUGCAAAUUCAAAAGGAGAGGAACAAAGCUGUCGGCAAGGCUGCCAUAGGUGGACCCUUUGACCUGAUUGACACCACUGGCAAACCAAAGACAAAUAAGGACUACCUUGGACAAUGGAUUCUGCUGUAUUUCGGUUUCACUCACUGUCCUGACAUCUGCCCAGAUGAGCUGGAGAAAAUGAUUUUAGCUGUCAACAAAGUCAAUAGUAGUCCGAACUGUGACAAGGUUGUUCCAAUCUUCAUCUCCAUCGAUCCAGAGAGAGAUGACGUGGAAACCAUGGCAGCAUAUGUCAAAGAAUUUGACCCAAACCUCAUUGGAUUGACGGGAUCUAAGGAGAAGAUUGAUGAAGUAUCAAGAAACUUUAGAGUGUACUACAGCAUGGGACCAAAGGAUGAAGACAAUGACUACAUUGUGGAUCAUACAAUCAUCAUGUAUCUAUUAGGACCUGAUGGAAGCUUUAUUGACUACUAUGGACAGAACAAGUCUGACGAGCAGGUGGCGGGUGGCAUCGCUGCUCAGAUGAGAAAGUAUAAACAAAUACAAGCCGGAAAAUAACAUUGAAGGGAGUCAUAUUAUAUUUAUAUUAACCCCAACAUGCUCUGACAAAUAGUUGAGUGGCGGAUAAUAUGUCCAGGAUCAGAAACUCAGAAUAAAUUAAAAAACUUCUCAGAUAGUAAUUACCACUUGGGCUAAAACCACUUGGUCUAUUUUCAAGUUGGUCUAAUUACCAUUUGGUCUACACUGCACUUGAUCUUAUACCCAUUUAGUCUAAUUUUCACUUAUAUUUUUCCCUGAAUGAAAUGAAAAUUUUGUUUAAUAACAGUUCAGGUAAUCAUAUAGACUAAAGUAGCAUUAGACCAAGUGAAUAUGGACAAAAUUGGUGUAGCCUAACUGGAAAUGGUAAAUGGGAUAUAUGGCAAUUAGACUACAUGGUUAGUAGACGAACUAGUUGAAACAAAGUAGGAUCAGACGAUGUGGGAUGAGACAAAACGGAAAGUAGACGUAGUGGGAUUAGACCAAGUAGCAAUUCAUUUUUUGAAUGGGAUAGUGUUCACACAUAAGGAAACAACUUUCCUUCAUUAUGGAGCGCAUAUUUUUAUUUCCUGAAAAUCAUCCACCUACAAUUUUAAAAUAGUUUUGUUGCCAAGCGAAUAAGCAAAAAAAUAAUUAACCCCCCAAAAAAAUUCCAAUUUGGUUGGUUACCCCUCUAAACUUCACUUUUUUUAAGUCUAUUUGGACUGUUGCUCAUAAAUUGAAUGGCAUGAUAGGGGUUGCUAAUGGAUAUACUGUAUGUCUAUGGUUUUGUGUAUAAGUUUUUAUUUAUAGUUACUUAGAUUUUGAAGAAAAAAAUGUAUAAAAAGGAAAGUAGAUCAGGCUUCAUAUUGACAUCUAUCAAGAUUUCUUUUCUUUGUCACAAAAUGACACAAAUCUAUGAAAGAAAUCAACUCUUUAUUUUAAUUUACUUGAAUACUAAAAGUCUAAGGGCAGUAUUCUGAUAAUUAAAACCUAGAUUUAACACAGGCUAAUCAAGAAGUUUAGUCUGCACGUCUGGAUGCUGGAUUUCAUCUUACCUCUUCAAUAACCAUGACAAAGAUGAUGUCCCAAAUUAUUUAACAUAAUUAUGUACUAUAAUAAUUUUCUGCUCAUUUCAUAAUAAAACAAUUUUUAAUGUAGGAUUAAGACAAUUUGUACUUGAGGAAUGCAAUGGCAACUAGCAUUCCAUAGGUAAGUCUGGUCUAAGUUAACUUACAAUGUAGGUUUAGACCAGUGCUUUGAGAAUACCACCUGAUCAAUCGUUCUAGAAUCAUUGACCUCGCAUUGACGUAUGUGGUUUUUAUUCCAGUCAUUACAUCAUGCAUUAAAUGCAUAUUUUCCUGUUACUUGAAUUGAAUUACAUGUAUGUAAUUGAUUUAUAUAGCAAUGAUAACAAUCAAUGCCAAUUUUUUUUUACAAUCACAAAGAUGUACGUAAUAAUCAGGGUCCAUAGACUCUUUUUUUUUUUUCAAUAAUUGUUUAGACAAACAUAAAAUUGACCAUCUGAUUGCGAUUUUUUUCAUGGUCAGCCUCCACACUUUCAAACCAUUCCGCAGCUCAUGAUAAUUUGCCGGGACCUCUAAAGAGCAACUUGUGUUUCCUGUGAGGUGCUUUAUGAAGAAAGUUCUAUGUCCUAUCUUUGUAAAUUUCAAAAUAUUGAAAGGGGAAAAUAAAUUAAUUAAAUCGAGUUUAAUUGAAAAAUUCAAGAAUAAAAUAGGUUAUUGAGAAGUGUUGGAAGUUCAUCUUGUUCAACAAAUUCACAAACAUUUAUGCACUCCCAGGGUCUAGGUAAAUGUCAGUAUGAUUCCAUCUUAACUAUCUUAUCAUGAACAAUAAUACAAGUGAAUUGGCCUAAAAAUUUGAACCUCUUUGGACCACUAGUUGAUAUGGAAGAUGUAAAUAACACGUAAUGCAUAUUCUGGUCUGAUUUGGGGCAUCGUCUAGUUGUUACGACUCAUCUUUCAAUCAGAGGGACUUGGAUUCGAAUCCUAGCCAUGGUGUGUUUUCCUUCAGCAAGAAAUUUACCCACAUUUUUCUGCACUCAACCCAGGUGAGGUGAAUGGGUAACUAGCAGGAUUAAUUCCUUGAAUGCAAUCAGCAUUGAAAGUCAGCUCGAGCUAAAGCCGGGUUAAUAAUGAUAACAAUACGUCUCAGAGUAGAUUGUUUCUAAAUAGAUGGCGCUACAUAAAUGUCUAUUAUUAUUAAUAUAUUUUUGGAAUUAAGGCGAUUAUGUGACUUAUGGACAGUCAAUGUUUGCAGACUCUAGUGGAACAUCUUUGAUUUACUUGGGAUGGCUUGGGACUCAACAAAUAUAUAAAUCUUUUAAAAGUGUUUGUCUACAUCUAUGGCAAUGUUCUAAACAUUGGUAUAAAAAAAUUGUAUAUUAAUUUCUUUACACCUACUGGCUCUAAUUGUGGUUGCCACAGUAAAUAAUACAUUUUUGUCAUUUGUUUGUCACUAAACUACCAAAAUGUAUUGUACAAUCUGCUAACAGUCAAUAAGUUGAAUGUUUUUGUUUAAUCUUUGUAAUGCAAUCAUUUCUUUCAUUAUUUAAAGAACAUUAUGUUAUGUGGAUGAUUCUAUGAUUGAUAGAAAAAUAAAAUGCUGAACUAUGAUUAAGUUAAUUAAACUGAGUAUCAAACU